This is a messenger RNA of Rhagoletis pomonella (apple maggot), 2063 nucleotides long. RefSeq names its product bromodomain-containing protein DDB_G0270170-like. The record is from RefSeq and is a predicted model, not a curated record. The transcript has 2 exons. Gene Ontology annotation, cellular component: phosphatidylinositol 3-kinase complex. Gene Ontology annotation, molecular function: 1-phosphatidylinositol-3-kinase regulator activity. NCBI's taxonomy places the organism in Eukaryota, Metazoa, Arthropoda, Insecta, Diptera, Tephritidae. Bases 78 to 1952 code for a protein of 624 amino acids. Gene Ontology annotation, biological process: phosphatidylinositol phosphate biosynthetic process; intracellular signal transduction.
CAGAUACAGCAAAUCUUGAUGUGCCACUUUAAAUACAGAAUAUAAAAAAACAAAAUAAAUUGUUGAAAUAUCUUCCGAUGGGGCACCGUUCCAGCAAACAAUCUGCUGGCCUAACCGAUGGUAACACUAGCAUCAAUAAAAAUUCAACUAAAGACACAUCAUCAGUAGCUAAAUUAUCCAAGCAAUCGACUCGUCAUUCGUCACGUUUUCCAAAGUCGCGUUCAGCAGAUAGCGAAAACAAUAAACAUUAUCGCCACUCAAUCGCAUCACUUAACAGCAGUAGUGGUAGCGCCGCUACUGUGUACGGGGAUAAGCUCUUGCCUGUUUUGCGGUUAGACAACGGCGAUUCCAUAACCUCCGAAGGCUCAUCGGGUCUCGGCUCAGUGACCAACAACUCAUCAGGCCAGAUUAUUAUAAAAAUACGCUUCAAAACGCAUACGCCGGGUGACAUGGACAAUGCAUCAGAAAAUGCACAGCCUUCGCCAACUGCAGCAGCCGAGUCCUGCGCUCCAGCGUUGGCAAAUAGCGAAGGUUAUCGCCGUUUAGUGGAUACGAAUUCGAAUAAGGUGCCGCGUGGUGAUGCGGUUUUAUUGAGAGCUGCUGGCAGUUCUCCCAACUCGGCGUUAAACAAUACAUACAGUGGUUGUAAUAUAAAUAAUAAUAGAGCAUCUCUUCCGGUACACUUGAAUGCUCUACGCAUUACUAAGCCGCUAUUGGAACAAGGGACGGAUAGCGCUAGUGCCGUUGAGUAUUACGAGGUUAACGAAGAGGCUACAACCUCAGCACGCACGCGGCCCGAUACAAGUCGGCGUCAGAAAACAAAGUCGGCUUUCAUGAAUUUUAGAAGCAUUUUGGAAUCUUUCAGCAGCAGCAGUAAAUCGCAGCUCAAUAAAAUUUCUUCAAACAGCAAUAGAAAUAAUAACAAUAACAGCAGCAGCAAUCAUUCCCGCAGUAUUACACAAACGCCGCUAUCGGCAUCACAAAUACAAAAUCAAUAUCGGCCUCGUGGCGGCGAUGCAACAGCUAGUUCUUCCAGCAUUUACCAUGAUACCCCAAUAAGUAACGCCAUUGCGCCGACAACUUCCAAUGCACUUAUGCCCGGCACUCCAUUAUCGAUUACUACCUCAACGGCAACACUUUCACCAUUACAACAGACGACGGCAACCACCAAUCAGCUGGCUAUUUGGGCGGCUAACAAAGAUGUAAUAAUCUCUGCCAUAAAUUUGGUGGUGUGUCCAUCCACAACGGGUGUCGGUUUGGAACGUUUGAUGACCACAGAACUCGUGGCUGGGAAUAGUGGCAGUGUUGGCGGCGAUGCAAGUAGUGGAGACCGCGAGCAAGCUUGCGCGGUGCCCACUUCGUUGCUAAGAAACAGUAGCACACAGGUGUCAGCGUCAGCGACUAGCGGCCCCAUUGUACACUCACAAGUAGAUUUUGUGCAUUAUCUUGUGCCAGAUUUGCUGCGCAUUUUUAACUCGAGCUUUUACUGGGGCAAAAUGGAUCGCUAUGAGGCCGAGCGUCUACUGGAAGGCAAGCCCGAAGGUACAUUCUUGUUGCGCGAUUCGGCGCAAGAAGAGUAUCUAUUCUCGGUAACAUUCCGAAAGUACGGGAGAUCGCUGCAUGCGCGCAUUGAGCAGAGUGGACACAAGUUCAGUUUCGAUUGCCACGACCCAGCAGUGUUUAGUACUUCAACAGUGACCGGUUUACUGGAGCACUACAAGGAUCCCGGUAGUGUCAUGUUCUUUGAACCGAUGUUGACUGUACCAUUCCAUCGCAAGACAGUCUUCUCUUUGCAACAGCUGGCGCGCGCUGCCAUUGUUUCCAAUACCACCUAUGACGGCAUAUCCGAGCUGGAGCUGCCGGUUCGCCUCAAAACAUACCUUAAGGAAUAUCACUACAAGCAAAAGCUAAGCGUGAAGCUACUCGACGACGCGCUACUCACAUGUGCCUAGUGUCCGCUGGGCGCGGCACAUUACCGCGCCGCCAUUAUUGCUAGCAACAAUGCUUUAGGUGCUAGCACUGGCGUAGGUGAUGGUGGCCGAAUGCUGAUGCAUGCAACAUCU